Molecule: messenger RNA, 604 nt
Organism: Alternaria alternata
Lineage: Eukaryota; Fungi; Ascomycota; Dothideomycetes; Pleosporales; Pleosporaceae
Exons: 1
Coding region: 118-573 (151 amino acids)
Source: RefSeq, a predicted model, not a curated record
UUGGCUAUUCGUAAAAGUUGAGCACAGGCAGGUACGAAGGCCCGGUCACGCUGGACCCUGGCUUAGGCUAAGGGGAAGUGGGUCCGGUCAUCUCUGGGGACGCACAACCUCAACACCAUGGACAACGAGCAUCGUGUUGUCGCAACAACAUGUUCUAUACUAUGUUUACUGGGUAUUAAUAUGCUGGUGUGGCAGGCUAGCAGGGCUAUGUCAGCCCCCUGUUCGAGGCUUCAGCGCCUAACCCCGCAUAUCCCAACGUGCUCUUUGCUAUAUACCUCUGAACAAGAGCACAUCGGCUUUGAGUCUGGCCGUUGCCUGACUAGCGAUCCACCAUGGCCUACUUUGUCCGCGUACAUGAACCCUUACGAAUGGACACUACUACAUUCCAUACCUCAAAGCUGUUCGUUUCGUCAGACCAAGUGCUUUGUGGUCCGUGUCAAAGACUACUCUCAGGAAGAAAUACUUUACUUCGCACAGAGGAGACAAACGGAAAGUUGUAUUUUACCCAUCAUGCAACGCCUGAGUCGUUUCAGGAAGCCCUUGCAUUGUCUUGCGGAAUAUGUAGACGUCUAAAAGUUGAGAUUGAUCGCGACUUGCGUAUGAC